Messenger RNA from Pelodiscus sinensis (Chinese soft-shelled turtle), 2182 nucleotides. RefSeq names its product proline-serine-threonine phosphatase interacting protein 1 (gene PSTPIP1). NCBI's taxonomy places the organism in Eukaryota, Metazoa, Chordata, Testudines, Trionychidae. Gene Ontology annotation, cellular component: cytoplasm; actin filament; plasma membrane. Gene Ontology annotation, biological process: actin filament polymerization. The record is from RefSeq and is a predicted model, not a curated record. Gene Ontology annotation, molecular function: actin filament binding.
GACUGCAAAAUGUAACUUUGCAGCUAUACUUCCUGUGCGUGCGUGUGUGUGAACUUCUGCCAAAAAGAUCAUGAAGAAAUGCGGUUCAUGAUUUUUUCUGCAAUGCCUCCUCAGCAUGUGACUAUUUUAAUCUGAUUUCCUCCCUGCUUUGUCUUUUUCUAUUAUGCUGGUUUGCCUUUUUUUUUAUUGCAUUCUCUUUGUGUGCAGUUGAUCAGGUUCAGAGAUACUUUUUUUUUGCCAGUUGCUCACAUGCAUAUACGGCGAGGAGCAGACUGACAGCACUUGACAUCCCUCUGCUUCCUUAUUUCAAUAUUAACUGUUUACCAGAAGAGAAACAGGUCUGACGCGAGGCUUGGGUUUUUUAGGGUUUUUUUGUUUGUUUGCUUUUUAUUUUUUGAGUUAGUGAGGAUUGUUUUUUUUUUUCUUUCUCAGUAGCACAUCACCCACAAGGAGCUUCCUCAAACUGCCCAGUGCUGUUUUUCUCUUUAAAAGAGACAGGACUGUGGAAGUGUUUCACUUUCUGGUCUGCUGGUGUAUAGCAACAGCUGCAAAGCUGAGUGCCGCUGCUACUCUGCUCUCAGAGCAAACCUGUUAAAGGAUUUUCCCCCCUCCAUAAGUCAAUAGGCAUGACACAGCUGCAGUUCAAAGAUGCAUUUUGGUGCAAGGAGUUCACUGCCCACUCUGGCUAUGAGGUGCUUGUCCAGCGAAUGUUGGAUGGAAGAAAGAUGGCAAAAGAUGUGGAGGACUUACUCAAACAGAGGGCACAAGCAGAAGAGAGAUAUGGGAAAGAGCUGGUUCAAAUUGCACGAAAAGCAGGAGGACACACAGAAAUCAACACACUGAAGGCAGCAUUCGAGGUCCUAAAGCAACAAAUUGAAAACGUAGGAAACUCUCAUAUCCAGCUGUCAUUGAUGCUGAAGGAUGAACUGAAAGGAAUAGAGGAAUUCAGAGAGAGACAGAAGGAGCAACGAAAAAAGUACGAGAUUGCAAUGGAUCGUGUGCAAAAGAGCAAGGUGUCCCUUUAUAAAAAAACAAUGGAGUCAAAGAAGACCUACGAGCAGAAAUGCAAGGAUGCGGAUGAGGCUGAGCAUGUCUUUGAGAGAACAAGUGCUUCAGGCAACCAAAAGCAAACAGAGAAGAGUCAAAACAAAGCCAAACAAUGCAAAGAUGCAGCAAAUGAAGCAGAGAGGGUGUACAAGCAGUAUAUUGAACAGCUGGAUAAGGCCCGAAUAGAGUGGGAAAAGGAACAUAUCAGCACCUGUGAGGCCUUUCAGCUCCAGGAAUGUGACCGUAUCACCAUCCUCCGGAACUCCCUUUGGGUUCACUGUAACCAGCUGUCCAUGCAGUGUGUGAAGGAUGAUGAGAUGUAUGAAGAGGUUCGGCUGAGUUUGGAGAACUGUAACGUAGAAGCAGACAUAAAUUACUUCAUUCAGAAUAAAACGACAGGAAAAGAUCCACCAGUUCCAAUAGGAUAUGAGAAUUAUUAUGCAAAAGAAUCUCCUAGAUGUAGCAACAGUCCAACCCAGUCUUGUGGGAUGAUGAAAAGAUUCUCUGGAUUGUUGCAUGGAAAUAGCAAAAACUCCAGUGAAGUAGUCAUUCCCACUGCCCCUCCAAUUGAUGAGAAAGUGGAUGGAGUCUAUGCAUCCAUUAAUGUGGGUGAAUCAGCACCGACUGCAGCAUCACUGGACUACAGAGUGCUCUACGACUAUACAGCCCAGAACGACGAUGAGCUGGAUAUCAGUGCGGGAGACAUCGUAGCGGUCAUUGCAGAAGGCGAGGAUGGCUGGUGGACAGCAGAAAGGAAUGGUCAACAAGGAUUUGUGCCAGGGUCUUACCUUGAAAAGCUUUGAUGAAAAGUUGCAUCUGCUUUAAGACCUUAAAAAUGCCUUCAUCUCUAAAAUGGCACACGGUCAGGCACAGCUCAGCAAGGGGAGCCCAUAGCAUUGUCUUCUAAGAUUAUUACUUGGGGCUAAUAAAUUGUCCGUGCCUUUUUCUUUAGGCCUUUCUUUCCACACUGGAGUUUUCCCAGAGAGACUGUGGUGAUUUCCUUCUUACAAAAGCUUUUAUCCCUUUGACUGUCCCUUAAAUGUUGCAUUGAACGCAUUCCAUCGCUGCCUCAAAGCUAUGACAAGUACGGAAAAACACACCCCCCCCAACAAAUAUUACUUACAAAAUGGACAAU